AUGGGAAACAAAGUCUCGGCUAUUGACGCUCGAGUCACAAAGAAAGGAAAGAAGCACGUCAGGAAUCGAGGAAUGUUCAAUUAUCCAAACGGACGAAACAUUCGAGAAGAAUAUCCUCGAGCUGGGGCCAACCAAUGGGUGACUGUGUUCUUCAACUGGGCUGACCACAAGUACAACGACGAAGAGUUGAUGGAUCUUGUAGUGGUUCGCAUCAACGCUAGGGAUGGCAUCAUUUCAUCCGAACCCGUCCAUCACGAUGUCAGAUGGUGUCUAUCCCUCCGUGUUCCAGGAUACUGGCAGCCUAGCGAUGUUUCGAUUGCCGCCGCCGCCAAGGUCAUUGCACGAUGGCAUCAAAGUGAAAUGCGCCACGCAGGUGUGAAGAUCAACCGAAGAUAUCUUUUCCGUGGUAGCAAUCGAAAAAAUCGUCUUGAGGGUACUCCGUUGCCCUACACUGCCUCACCGAUAAAGUUACUCUGGAGCGACUUGGUCCUGUUUGUUUCAAAGCUAUGGGCACUUCCAGGUAUCUUCCUGCCCCUGAAUCUAGCUCGUACUCAUGAAUGGGACGAGUUCUAUCCCUCGUUACGCAAUGGAGCUACCGUGUUGAUCCAUAUAUUCCUCGUGGUUUAUCAACUUGUUUUCCUGCUCUCGUUGCCGAUCAUGGUCAUCUGCAUGAUCCCAGGUCUAUGGAUCCUUGUUUAUUCUGCUAUUGGUUUCACUAUCAAUUAUGCGAUUGUGAUGUUGUUGUUGAACGGCUUCCAGAGGGUCCUGGUGUCCCAGGUUCCCGUGAUCGAGCGACCAGGUCAUGAGCGGGAGCGUUGGCUAUAUAUAAAUGGAAUUGCAGCUGGGCAUCACUGGGUACAGAUGAAUAUCGAUCAACUGUCAUACAUCUUUGGUCGGAAAGUGACAGGUGUGCACAAUCGCACCGCGGGUAUCGUCUUUGAUCUCAUCGAAUGUCUGAUUCAGCGGGAUUUUGCAUACGCGACUGACGAUAUACGACGAUCGUAUGCCUUGGUCAAGGAAGCUCUAUUGGACCCAGAAUGUGACAGGGUGGUUCUACUUCUUCACAGUCAAGGUGGUAUUGAAGGGGGGCUUGUCGUGGACUGGCUUCUGGAUGAGCUACCACACGAUCUCCUACAUCACUUGGAGGUGUAUACGUUUGGAAAUGCCGCAAAUCACUUCAACAAUCCACGAUGGACAAAACCAGGAAAACCACAGAGAAUGUCAACACCUGAUCUAAUGCACCAAUUUGACCAAUCCAUCGGCCAUAUCGAGCAUUACGCCAACGCAGCUGAUAUUGUGGCUCUGGGAGGUGUGCUCCACUUUGUGGACAUCCCGAAUCGAUACAUGGGCCGGCUGUUCGUGCGCCCAAAUUCAGGCCACCUACUCAAUAUGCAUUACUUGGACAACAUGUUUACUCUAGGCCCUGAUAUGAAAACCCUAGAUUCCAAUCCAUUCAUGGAUAUGGAAGUCGAGCCAUGGGCAACCGCCGGUAUAAACGGAUAUGAUGGCCCCCCGCAUCGAAUCAGGUAUCAACCCACGAUAGCCCGAGACGAGGCAUUUCUCCCCGCCACACUGAGCCUGCAGCGGUCACAAACGAAUGAUGUGGGUCGAGUACUGCGCGUCAAGGACUUCAGUCGACUCUGGCAGUAUAGAAAUGGAGGACACCCGAAAGACACAGAGGUACGGCAUGAUAAUGACACCGAUGAACACGUCCAUUUUUAG
Molecule: messenger RNA, 1722 nt
Organism: Penicillium robsamsonii
Lineage: Eukaryota; Fungi; Ascomycota; Eurotiomycetes; Eurotiales; Aspergillaceae
Exons: 4
Coding region: 1-1722 (573 amino acids)
Source: RefSeq, a predicted model, not a curated record